This is a messenger RNA of Puccinia graminis f. sp. tritici CRL 75-36-700-3, 1296 nucleotides long. Its product is annotated as delta14-sterol reductase. Bases 1 to 1296 code for a protein of 431 amino acids. Gene Ontology annotation, cellular component: endoplasmic reticulum membrane. Gene Ontology annotation, biological process: ergosterol biosynthetic process. Gene Ontology annotation, molecular function: Delta14-sterol reductase activity. NCBI's taxonomy places the organism in Eukaryota, Fungi, Basidiomycota, Pucciniomycetes, Pucciniales, Pucciniaceae. The record is from RefSeq and is a predicted model, not a curated record. The transcript is spliced from 8 exons.
AUGGGAAAAGCAGCCGAAACAACCAAGCGAACUGUCGUCAACCCCAGGACGACCGAAUUUGAAUUCGGCGGUCGGAUCGGAGCGCUCGGCGUUACUUUAUCGGUCCCGUUCUUCACCUAUUGGCUGAAUCUGGCGUGUACUCCUCAAACUGGAUGUUUGCUGGGUCCCAAAAUCCUGGACCUUCGGACUCUAUGGAACACGACGAGCUUCUUCAGUCUCGAGGCUUGCUACGUCUAUCUUGGAUGGUAUAUGUACCUUGUACUCUGCUGGCUAGUACUCCCUGGCAAAUCGGUUGAUGGUACUGUCUUAAGAGAUGGUACACGAUUAUCUUAUAAAAUUAAUGCUUUCAAUAGUCUCAUAUGCACCAUCCUUCUCACGGCCGGGGUGUUUGCUCGAUGGGGCGACUCUCCCUUCUUGUAUAUUAUCGAUCAUUACGUCGAGUUAAUUACUGCCAGUUUAAUCAUGAGUAUCUCCCAAGCAGUAUAUUGUUAUUGGAGCAGUUUCCAACCCGGUCGGAUCCUAGCGCUUGGUGGCAACAGCGGCAACGUAAUCUACGAUUGGUUCAUCGGUCGAGAGCUAAAUCCAAGAAUUGCGAGCUUUGAUAUCAAAACCUUCAACGAGAUGCGGCCUGGUCUGAUUUUGUGGGCGUUAUUGGACUUCUGCUGGGUUAUCAAACAAGUCCACGAAUUCGGAAAACCCUCAAACAGCAUCCUCCUUGCCUUCAUCUUCCAAUUUUGGUAUGUUUUUGAUGCUGAAUACAACGAGGACAUAAUUUUGACUCAAAUGGAUAUCACGACUGAUGGAUUUGGGUUCAUGUUAUCGGUGGGAGACUUGACUUGGGUACCAUUUACUUAUUCACUGCAACUAGUAUAUCUCUCCUUCGUACCACUACAUCUCUCCAAUUUCGAACUGGCGUUGGUGCUCGCUGUCCAACUCGUGGGCUACGGAAUUUUCCGAAUUUCGAAUGAAGAAAAGAACGCCUUUCGUCGCAGAUCGGAGAACCCUAAAGGCUUGAAGUUUAUGGAAACCGAAAGAGGGACGAGGCUUUUGAUCUCCGGUUGGUGGGGAGUGUCGAGACAUCCCAAUUACUUGGGAGAUUGGAUCAUGGCAUGGGCAUGGUGUUUACCCACAGGCAUUUCCACCCCAAUUACCUACUUUUAUGCGAUCUACUUUGCUAUUCUAUUGGUCCACAGACAAAUGAGAGAUGAACAUGCGUGCGAGAAAAAAUACGGUAAAGCCGAUUGGAAUAAAUACAAGAAACUUGUUCCCUGGAAGAUUAUCCCAUACAUUUAUUGA